AAAGUUGAAGGAAGCGAAGGAAAAAUUAAAGCAUUUACAGAAUCUGGUAGCAAUAGUUCAGCAUUCUCCAGGUAUGGCAGAUGAGUUACCUGAUAAUCUAGCUGAGAUUGCUGCAAGCAUCGAGGAUGUUGAGUCACAGCUCACCCAGACUGAUGAUAGAAACAACGCCAGUGAGGGAGAAGUUCCUAAUCAGGCUGAACGAGAUGCUUAUUACCAGAUAAAGAUGGAAGAACAGAUGAAUGAGUUAGAAGAGUUGAAGAAUGAGAAAUCUCGUCUUCUAACCAUACAAUCUCAGUUACAAUCUCUACAUGACAAGUUCUCACAGGAAGAAGCAAGUAGACAAGCAGUAGGAGGCCAGGGAACAAGGGAAGGCACAAGACCCAAAUCUCCUAUGCAAUCAGAGCCUGAUGGUCAGCAACAAUCAGGUGGUCCAAGUGUUACCUUUUCAUCCAACGAUGAGGUGUAUUACAAGAUGCGAAAUCAGCGUAUGCUACGAGAGGAAUUGAGGGACAAGAAAAAACAACUAGAGUCUAUUAUGAAAAAAGACAGAAAUAAAAAACAGUAUUACAAAAAUCAGGAUAACCAGAGUGAUACAGUCUCCUACAGCACGGAAAUGUUUGGUAUUGGAGCAAGUGUUGAUCAAACAAUGGCAACAUGGGGAGGUUCUACUGUAGAUAACCUGGAAAGUAUUACAGAAGAUGGUGCUGCACAAGAUAAUGAUGACGAUGAUGAUGAAGAAGAUGAUGAUGCUUACCCAAUAGAUGGUAUUCUUCAAGUUGAAGAGGAGGAAGAAGAGAACCAAUCUGAUAAUGAGACAUACACAAUAGAAGAUGAUGUCAGACAGAGACGUAAAGCUCGUGCCAUGGCCAAGUCAAGUAACCCUGACACUAACCCACGUAAAGGCAAAAGAAGUUUUCCUAGGCCUAGUAGACCUGCUGAUACAAGACCAAAGGAAGCAUGGACCGGACCUCCUGAUUUCAAUAAAUGGUCAAGAAAAGGAAGGAAAAAUAGACAAGAGAAUUAUAGAUCAGCAGAAGAGAUAGUGCAAGAAGAUGAGGAACCUGGGAAUAAAUCUGCUAUGGAAGAACUUCAGAGGAAAUUAGAGGAAACAUCAAUGUUAUGUCAGUCCUUGCUUGGAGAAAACCAGUCUGGUCCUCUUCUAGGUCGACAGACAGCAGCAGGAUUUGGUAGCCAUGGGCAGUUAGACUUACAACAACAACUUCAGCAGCAGCAGUUAAUGAUGAGUCUAAACCAGUGCUACCAGCAGAUAUCAAUGCAACAGAUGGAGAUGCAAAACAUGCAGCGGCAAAUGCAAGCUCUAGUCUACCAACUUGCUGAGGGAGAUGUCAACGAAUCUGGGUUUUCGUCAGAUCUUAGAGUGCGUUCCUUAUCAUCAUUGUAUAGUCCAAUGAUGCCUAGGCAGUCUCCUAGUGUAUUUCUACCACCAGUUGGAGAUGCAUUUCAGUUUAAUCCAGUCUAUCAACAUAUGUCACCAACCAGUAACCCACUGUUGCGUCGUGCUGCUGAUCCAGAGUCUGGUAACAGAUCAGAUGUAGCUGAAAGUCAAGACAGACAGAGAAGAUCAUCAAAGCAGUCAGGAAGGGAUUCUUAUUCUCAAAGAAGUAAAAAGAAAUCAGUGAGCCCUCAACAGUUGAAUAAUGUAUCAUCAAGAAGGGCAAAGAAUACCUCAGUACAAACAUACACAGAGGCUGAGGAAGAAGAGGAGGAGGAAACAAUGGUGUUUUCUUCUGAAAGAGAAACAUUUGAAGACUAUCUUUCUAGGAAAAGGAGAGAGUUUUUAGAAAGAAAUAAUUUACAGGAUAGAUCUCAAAGGCAGACUAAAGACACAGGUACAAAAAGAGGCAGUAAAUCAAAGUCAUCAAGUAGUGACAAGGAGGUGUAUAGGCCUGGGUUGAGUGCAGGGAUAAGUGGAGCAGGGUAUGCUGAAGAUGGGCGGAGCAUUACAAGUAGUAUACAGUCUAGUGUUGCUGCAGUGUCUCAAGCUAAUCAAGCAGAAAUGAGAGAAUCUACAAGAGAUACAGAAGAUCCUAUGGAGAUGUCAUUGUUUGAGACUUUGCGGGAAAACAUUUAUUCUGAGGUAGCCACGUUAAUAUCUCAGAAUGAGAAUCGCCCUCACUACCUGAUAGAGUUAUUUCGAGAACUCCAAUUAUUGACCACAGACUAUCUAAGACAGAGAGUGCUGUAUGAUAUUAAAGAUGUUGUCUCAAAAUAUCUAGUAGAGGAGAAUUCUGUUUCUGCUCCACCACCACCAUGGUUGAAUACAGUCAGUGGUAAUUUCACCAAUGCAGAGCUAACACCAAGUGAGAGUAACGUAACUACGGAUGACGAGGAAAUCAAGUACCUGUUACAGACAAAAUUAAAAAUGAAAGUAGCUGCUAACCUUGUUGCUAAGGAACGACAGAAGACAUCACAGUUGAUACGAACUGGUUCACUGAAGAAUGACAAAUAUGAUUAUCAGGAACCGGCUGAGAUUGAUAGCUCAGUCUCAACACCUUCUAACUCUUUUUGGGACAACCCCUUCAACUCAGACUCUUUAGGAGAAACAGUUAUACAUUUGGAUAAGACAUUAGAAAAAAUGAAAGAGUAUGAAAAGAGACUAGCUGCAAAGAAUGAGAAGGUGAAAACUGCAGGUGAGUCACAAACAGCAGACAUGAAUGAGGUGAGCAGCUCGGCCAUGGACCAGGGAGAUGAGAGCUCUGUUAACUCUGAUUCUGUGCCAUACCCUAGAAUAGAUACCCAACAACUAGACCAGCAGAUCAAGUCCAUCAUGACUGAAGUUAUACCAGUGAUUAAGGAGCAUAUGGACAACAUGUGUUCUCCCCAGCUUCUAGCUUACAUCAAGAGACUUGUUCUAUCUCUCACCAGACAAUAUGACAGUGGUGAGGAGUUUGCCAGAUUCUUCCAUAGACAACUUGGCUCAAUUCUACAAGAUACACUCGCAAAAUAUGAAGGAAGAAAAAUGCGAGAAUGUGGUGAAGAUUUAUUGGUUGACAUGUCUGAAGUUCUGUUUAAUGAACUAGCAUUCUUUAGGUUGAUGCAAGAUCUAGAUGAUCCUCUUAUAGCUGAGAAAAUGAAGAAAGCUGAUGCUAUAUCUGACUCGGAAGGGGAUACAGGUAGAGAUAUAGACAAGGAAGAUGAUGAUGAGAACAGUGAUUCUGAUGAUGAAUCUGAUACAACAGAAACUACAGCUAAUGCUAGUGAUAACCAGGAUGAUACUAGACCAACACAAACUGAAGAAGAAGAUCUCGGGAAGGCAAGAGAUGAUGAGCUGGCUAAUGAAGUAGAGGUACAGGAUGCUGAUGAUAAAGAUGAAGAUCCAGAAUCUCCUUUUAAAGGUGUACAGAUUGAGCUGGCACCUAGUGAAACCAAACCAUACACUAGAAUUGGUAGUGAUGAAGAUGAUGAAAGUGCUGAUGAUGAAUCUCAGAGUAAUGAAGAUGAUCCAAGUGAGACAGCAGUGUCCAUAAACGCUCGUAGAAUCACAGACUCUAUCUACACUGAUGAUAAUGAAGAUGAUGCUACACAACAAGAUGGGUCCAUAGAAACAGGGGCAACAAAUGAGAAUAUGGUACCUGUUUCAUCACUGGGACAAGAUCAGGGCAAAGAUGCUGACCAGGGAGCUAGCAGUGGGAAAGUUGAGACUCAGUUAACUGAAUAUAUGAAUGGUGACCUAAGCCCUGUGGAAGCUAGUGAACACAUGAAUGGAGAUAUCCUAAAUGGAGACAUAGAAGUUAUUACAAUGGAUGAUUUGCCAGCUUCACUCACAGUCAUCUCAUCUGAGGAUUUACAACAGAAGUUAACUCAAGAACAACAAAAUAAUUCUGGUGCAGCUGCAGUGUUAGGAACUUUCGAAACAUCACAAGAACUUGCUGGAGAUCCCCAGUUUUUGAAGGAACCUGAUGAGGCAAGUGGUUGAAGAGAAGAAGUUUUCUAGUGAUAGAAUAUCAUCAUUAUUAUUUGUGAAGAAAAAGAAUGACAUUACAGUUCAACAUAUGGAGGUUUCAGUGAUUUUAUUGAACUAUUGUGACAGUUGUUAAUAAGAUAUUGAAAUAUUCACAGUUGAUUAAAAUUUCUAUUUAUUUUGUUUGUGAUAGAUUUGAGUAUUUACAUGACCUCUUGGGUAGAGAUAGAGUUAUUAUAUAAGGUUUGAUAUUUGAUUACAUUGUUUAUGUGUUAUAGGUUGUGUUCCUUAUAUCUGACAUUUUCUGAAUCUCAGAGAUAAAUUUAAUCUGUCUUAAUUAGAAAACACUUUAUUUUUUUCAACAAAUGUUAAAAUCUUUGGGUAUUUUGAAGAAUACAGAAAUAAUAAAUUUUCGAGAAUACAGAAAUAAUAAAUUUUCGAAUUCUGUAUUUAUUUUUAAAUUAUUGUCUUGUUUCAUUAUUGAUUUUUUUUUAUCAAUAAACGUUUGUGCUUAAAGAAAUAAGGAGUCCUAAUAGAGAAAUAAUGUUAAAAUCAUGAUUAUUUCCUCACAUGCCCAGAUUUCAUUGUAUAACUAUUGCUUUUAAAUAUUUGUUUAUUGGUCUUUGUUUAUGAUCAAAACAUAGAUUAAUAGUAAACAUAAUUAUAAGAGCCUUGUUUUGUGGUUAAUGUUGUGACCAAAGAUUAUAAAACUCAAGAUACAUCUAAUUUUUUAUUUCUGGGCUUGGGGUUGAAAAAUGGUCCCUUUAUUGAGGUUAAUUUCCUAAGCUUGUUUAUAAGUUUGGCUAAUAGCAGUGGCUAAUAGUUUAGGAAUGUUUGUCUCAACUUGUAGAUUCAAGCUCCUCAACUUGGUCCACUACCAUUUUUCCUCGCAAGCAACAAGUACAUUCUAACAACAAUACAUCUAGAUUAACACCAUGAAAAGUUUAUUUCACGAUCAAAAUUAGGUAUAUGAAGGAACGACAGUUCAUGUUUAAUGAAGAGAAAAAUCAAAUAUAUUUGAUGAUUUAUAUAUAUGUGUGUACAUAUUGAAACAAAAACCCCUUGUUGUGAUCUGUUUGAAUUGAGAUGUUUACUUUGUAUGAAUUUUAAUGCAGAUAUAUUGUGUGAUAGCAUUGAUGCAUUCCAUUAAAGACAGAAAUGUGAGGUGUACUAUACAGUGUUUAUACCAUAUAUAUUGUGCUUUGAUGACGAAAACAUCUUGAAAAUGUUAUUUGAAAUUAUGACUUUGUCGAAUUAGAAAGUUAAAAUUACUGAUUGUGAAAUUGACUAUAUAAAGAGAACUUACUAAUUUAAUUGUGAAAAGGUCAGUGGAAAAGAUUUCUUUUUCAGAAUGCUAUUUUAAAAAAUAAAUUUAAGAUUAUACAGUUAGAUGUUAAUUUGUUAGUGAUAUUUUUCUAUAUUUAAUAAAAGUUUGUUAUUUCUCUUGUUCAAUGUAUUUUAUUACCUAUCACAAUCUAGUUUUUAUGCUCCCCGCUUUGUCAGUCCGUCUGUACGUCCGCAUUUAUUGUCCGGGACAUAACUUUAAAACAACAAGAGGUAUCAACAUGAAACUUUGUAGGUAGAUCUCAUUAAGUAGGUGUGCAGUGCAAAUAAACCAUAACUCUGCCUUGCCUGAUUUUGGAGUUUUUGCCCUUUGUUCAUUUUUUAAUAAUUUCCUUUGUCCAAAACCUUCUCGGGGAGCAUCAGCUGGUUCUUGUUUCUUAUAUUUUCCAUAACCUUAUCACUGGAAUUACAAUGAAAUCUGUAGCUACAAAGGUAUUAAUAAUGUAUAUCAACUAUACUGAGAGUUUAGAAGUUACGUACACCUGGGGCAAAAGAAAAUAUGAAUUUUAUUUUUUAAUUUUUAUCUUGACUUAAUAGUUUUUGAGAGCAUGAAUAGGUAGAGCUAAGAAACAAUUAAAGCAAUUUGAAAGAAAAAUAUAUGAUUAUACUUGAAUUUUGUCAGCUUGAAUUUAAAUAUUUGGAUAUUAUCUGAGCAGAGUCUCAGUUUCAUUUUUUAUUUUGAUUCUAUUUUUAUAAUAUAAUAGUAAUUCUCCACAUGAUGUAUAAGGCCUAUACACAUACAUGUAUUCUAUAUAUAAAUGCACAAAUACAUGAUUUAUUAAUGAAUGUAUCUCUCACUGGUUUUCUAGAAACUGUAUUUUAUAUUAUAUCUGUAUAAACAGCCAUUUUCAUCAUUGUAUGGUUAUUUUGCCACAGGAAAGAUGUAAAAACAUAUUCAGUAUCUGUGAUUUGAGUGCAUUUCGUCCAUAGUAAAUUGUUACUUGUAGUUAAUAAUUAGAAGGUAUGUCCUAAAACAGUUUAAAUUUCUAAAGUGUUUUUUAGUUAUUUCUUUGUAUGUCAAAGUGACACUUUAUACAAAAAAACAAUGUUAGCCUGUUUUAAUGGCAACACACAAAAUAAUGUUAAUGCUGAAUAUUACGUUUCUAUUAGAAAGUUUCAUUGUGUAUUUUAUAAGAAAUAAUUAACAUGAUUUACUAUGGAAAUCACUUUUCUCCUUAUUUCAUAAUUUUUGAUUUAUUUUGGCAAUUUUAACAUCAUUUUAUUUUCAAAGGAGAGCUGUCUUUGUCAAGUUUUUUUUCCGAGACAUUUUUAAUUCAUUAUGGGAGAAAUUAUUUUGUUAACUAAACCGUUUAAGAGUCAGUUGUAUGGUUAUUAUACAUGUUUACCUUCAGUAUAGAACCAGGCUAGUCUGUUACCUAUAGUUAAACCAUGCAUGUUAUACUGUUGCUGUAUUAAUAACCUUUAUGCUGAACACUCUGAUCUACUUCUAGUUUGUUAAAAAAUCAAAGCAGGACAUGUAACUAAUACAUGGUUAAUAUUACUUUAUUUGACAUUGUCUUUUUGUCUCUAAUAUUGUUGUGAGAUCACACAUUCAGCCAUCACGUCAUCUGAUGUUAACAAUUUAAAAAAAUAAAAGUUGUCACAUAA
Ruditapes philippinarum (Manila clam) is the source of this 6874-nucleotide messenger RNA. RefSeq names its product pericentriolar material 1 protein-like. Gene Ontology annotation, biological process: centrosome cycle; protein localization to centrosome; cilium assembly. NCBI's taxonomy places the organism in Eukaryota, Metazoa, Mollusca, Bivalvia, Venerida, Veneridae. The record is from RefSeq and is a predicted model, not a curated record. Gene Ontology annotation, cellular component: centriolar satellite; centriole; centrosome.